Molecule: messenger RNA, 1850 nt
Organism: Chinchilla lanigera (long-tailed chinchilla)
Lineage: Eukaryota; Metazoa; Chordata; Mammalia; Rodentia; Chinchillidae
Product: 3-ketoacyl-CoA thiolase B, peroxisomal
Exons: 12
Coding region: 24-1322 (432 amino acids)
Biological process (GO): phenylacetate catabolic process; fatty acid beta-oxidation
Cellular component (GO): peroxisome
Molecular function (GO): acetyl-CoA C-acyltransferase activity
Source: RefSeq, a predicted model, not a curated record
GAGCGCUAAACCGUGAUCCCGGAAUGCUCAACUCCUCCAGCGGUGCGAUGUGGAGGCUGCAGGUGGUGCUGGGCCACCUGAGCGGUCGGCCCCAGACCGGCCCGGCAUUGCAGGCCGAGCCGUGCCACAGUGGUUUCCCACCGCCCUCGGCUGCGGACGUGGUGGUGGUGCACGGACGCCGCACCGCCAUCGGCCGAGCGGGCCGCGGCGGCUUCAAGGACACCACUCCCGACGAGCUCCUGGCGGCCGUCCUGACCGCGGUUCUGCAGGACGUGAAUCUGAGGCCUGAGCAGCUGGGAGACAUCUCCGUGGGAAAUGUGCUUCAGCCUGGCGCUGGGGCCAUCAUGGCCCGGAUUGCCCAGUUUCUGAGUGGUAUCCCAGAGACUGUCCCUUUGUCCACUGUGAAUAGACAGUGCUCGUCGGGACUGCAGGCAGUGGCCAACAUAGCUGGUGGCAUCAGAAAUGGGUCUUAUGACAUUGGCAUGGCCUGUGGGGUGGAGUCCAUGUCCUUGGCUGAGAGAGGGAACCCUGGGAAUAUUACUUCGCGCCUACUGGAAAAUGAGAAGGCCAGAGACUGCCUGAUACCCAUGGGGAUAACCUCGGAGAAUGUGGCUGAGCGGUUUGGCAUUUCCAGGGAGAAGCAGGAUACCUUUGCACUGGCCUCCCAGCAGAAGGCAGCGAGAGCCCAGAGCAGGGGCUGUUUCCGGGCUGAGAUCGUGCCUGUGACCACCACCGUACACGAUGACAAGGGCACCAAGGAGAGCAUCACUGUGUCCCAGGAUGAGGGUGUCCGCCCCAGCACCACCAUGGAGGGCCUGGCCAAGCUGAAGCCUGCCUUUAAGGACGGUGGCUCCACCACGGCUGGAAACUCUAGCCAGGUGAGUGAUGGGGCAGCUGCCAUUCUGCUGGCCCGGAGGUCCAAGGCAGAAGAGUUGGGCCUCCCUAUCCUUGGGGUCCUGAGGUCCUAUGCAGUCGUUGGGGUCCCGCCUGACAUCAUGGGCAUUGGACCUGCCUAUGCCAUCCCUGUAGCUUUGCAAAAAGCAGGGCUGACAGUGAAUGACGUGGACAUCUUUGAGAUCAAUGAGGCCUUUGCUAGCCAGGCUGUGUACUGUGUGGAGAAGCUGGGCAUCCCCCCUGAGAAGGUGAACCCUCUAGGGGGCGCGGUGGCUCUGGGCCACCCCCUGGGCUGUACUGGGGCUCGACAGGUCAUCACACUCCUCAACGAGCUGAAGCGCCGUGGGAAGAGGGCUUAUGGAGUGGUGUCCAUGUGCAUCGGGACUGGAAUGGGAGCCGCUGCUGUCUUCGAAUACCCUGGAAAUUGAGGCCCUGGCAAGAGGCACUACCCAGACAGUCCUGCUCUGGUGGCUGGAGAGGGUUACUACAGAAGAUAAUCCGUGUGGGACACUCAGCAUAUCAAGUCCCUUCAACUAAUUUGGACAAUAGGAGCACUAACACAGUACAGGACUGGGUGGGGUGCUGAGCUGCCCCUGUCACACUCUAGUAGCUGUGUCAAAGUCUGGUGGGUCACCAAGGCCACAGACCAUCGUGUAACUUCUGGAGUGGUGACUUUGUGAGUGAGGGCUAUAAUGGAUGUAGAAAAUGUGUGUGAUCUCGUCUUGGUGGCUGUGGUUUUUUCCAAGGGCCAGCUUUUGCCUUGCUAGUCUUCUGUGCGCCCCACCUCAAUAGUGGAGGUUAGGGAGGGGAACUUGCACACACCUAGCUCGGAACUGGGACUCUAAGGGUGUAAUUGCUGCCUACCCUGAGGGCCAAGCUCAAAAGCAAUCCUGCCCUUCACAGGUUGUCUGCUGCCCUGAGUGUGUAUCUAAUGACUUAAUUGUCAUGAUCUCCAA